CUGGCGUCAGCCACUGCUCGAGCACGCCGCUGCCUGCAGCCCCUGUACACCUCUCUGUCUCCCGCCCUUGUAUCUCUACCACGUUCUCGCACGCUGUCUCACGGUCGCAAUGGCACGCACGGGCUACAUCCCCCAGCACGCGCUCGACAACCUCAAGAAGUACUCCUACAAGGGCGUCGACAAGUCGCUCAUCUCGCGAUACGUGCUUCAGCCCUUUUGGAACUGGUUUGUUGCCCUAUGGCCCACCUCCGUCGCCCCCAAUACCAUCACGCUCACCGGCCUCAGUCUCGUUCUCAUCAACUUUGCGACCUUGAUCUACUAUGACCCCAAGUUCCUGUGCGAGAAGGAGGGUGUGAAUGAUCCCCCGCAUUGGGUAUACUUCACAUGGGCUGCGGGCCUGUUCUUGUAUCAGAGCCUGGACGCCAUCGACGGCAAGCAAGCGCGUCGAACGGGGAUGGCUGGGCCGCUUGGCGAGAUGUUUGACCAUGGCUGCGAUGCGCUGAACACUACGCUUGAGGUCAUCCUCUGCGCUCGUGCCCUCAACCUCGGCCGCUCCUGGUGGACAGUUGCGUCCCAGGUCGCGACGCUCGCCAACUUCUACCUCACCACCUGGGAGGAGUACCAUACCGGCCAGCUGUUCCUUGGCUUCUUCUCUGGCCCUGUGGAGGGCAUCCUCUCCAUCGUCGCUAUGUAUAUUGUCACUGGUUUCGUCGGCCCCGAGUUUUGGGAUCGUGACUUCCUCGCAACCACCCACCUGGAUAGAUAUCCCAUCGUCCUCCGAUACGUCCCCCGGAUCGGCCUCAAUGACGCCUUCAUGGCCCUCGGCGGCAUCGUCCUCGCCUACAACAUCGUCACGAGCUACUACAACGUCUACAAGGCGCGCGUCGCGAGCGACCAGGGCCCGUUCCUCCCCCUGCUCCUCCUCCUGCCAUUCCCGAUCUCGGUCGCGAUCGAGGUGUUCUGGCUGAGCUCCCCGAAGCUCGAGGAGUCGAUGAUCCUGCACUCGACGCUGUUCGUGCCGUUCCUGUGCGCGUGGGGGCUGCAAUUUGCGCACCAGGUGUCGCGGAUCAUACUCGCCCACGUGACGAAGAUGCCGUUCCCGUGGUGGGACGCGAUGUGGAUAUGGAGCAUCAUCGGCGCGGUGGACGCGAACCUCCCCCUGUUCAUCAACCGCCCGCCGCUGAUCCAGAGCACGCUGCCACGCACGGCACUGUUCGUGUACGUCACGCUCGCGGUGACGUUCAUGUCGUACGCGCGGUUCUGCUACCUCGUCAUCAACGACAUCACGGAGUACCUCGGCAUCGCGUGCUUCACGGUGCGCAAGAAGGACAAGGCGGGCGACUGGGUCGCCGCCGCGGACGUCAACGGCAAGAGACAGUGAGCAGGGGCAUGCGGGUGGAUGCUUGCCUGUGCCGAGACGGUAUACGAAUUGCGUAUGGUAAUGAUCGUGACGUUGUUCAUGCGCUUCAUGACUGUGUGCAUGACGAACGCCGGACAGAUUAAUCGAAGAUUAGAUGUGGACGACUUGGAAUGGUGCUUCUGGUUGCUUUGAAGAGAAAAGUACUAUCAUUGCACGUAUGCAUACCCGAAUGUGUAGACAAACACUACCUAUCUCAAUACAGUA
This is a messenger RNA of Dichomitus squalens LYAD-421 SS1, 1624 nucleotides long. RefSeq names its product Choline/ethanolaminephosphotransferase. The transcript has 8 exons. Gene Ontology annotation, biological process: phospholipid biosynthetic process. Gene Ontology annotation, molecular function: phosphotransferase activity, for other substituted phosphate groups. Gene Ontology annotation, cellular component: membrane. The coding region runs from base 110 to 1381 and encodes 423 amino acids. The record is from RefSeq and is a predicted model, not a curated record. NCBI's taxonomy places the organism in Eukaryota, Fungi, Basidiomycota, Agaricomycetes, Polyporales, Polyporaceae.